Messenger RNA from Arabis nemorensis, 213 nucleotides. The record is from the annotation of a GenBank genome assembly. NCBI's taxonomy places the organism in Eukaryota, Viridiplantae, Streptophyta, Magnoliopsida, Brassicales, Brassicaceae.
AUGGGAACGCUGGCUCACGCGUUUUCGCCGCCAAACGGUCAUUUCCACCUGGACGGAGACGAGAACUGGAUCGUCUCCAUCGGCGGCGACGGUUUUCCCUCGGUGACGGCGGCUGUUGAUCUAGAAUCAGUAGCUGUUCAUGAGAUCGGUCAUGUUCUAGGGUUAGGCCAUUCCUGUUACCGGACUAGUAACCGAAGGAUAAAUCCUCUCUAG